This is a messenger RNA of Staurois parvus, 336 nucleotides long. The record is from the annotation of a GenBank genome assembly. Lineage: Eukaryota; Metazoa; Chordata; Amphibia; Anura; Ranidae.
GGUGAAUAAAAACAACAGUCCAUCCAGUUCAACCUAUAAUCAUUUUUUUUUUAACCACUUCAUGUAUAUAAACGCCAGACAGGAGCAAUGCAGGGGCGGGUGGCCGUUUAUAAAUGGCCUCCCCGCUCCCAGCACCGCGAUCCGAUGCCUGCUGUGUCCUCCGGACACAGUGGAACACCGGUCGUUGUAUGGGACCUCUGUGUGAGGUCCCGAUCAUGAGAUUACUGAUUGGCCAAUCAGUGAUCACGUGAGUAGUAAGCAAGAUGUCACUUCUGACAUCAUUUCUUACUACUUGUGAAAUUUGUGAAUGAUCACAGAGGUCACAUGGUACAGGGC